This is a messenger RNA of Oryza sativa Japonica Group (Japanese rice), 5470 nucleotides long. Its product is annotated as protein BREAST CANCER SUSCEPTIBILITY 2 homolog B. Gene Ontology annotation, biological process: double-strand break repair via homologous recombination; regulation of DNA-templated transcription. The record is from RefSeq and is a predicted model, not a curated record. NCBI's taxonomy places the organism in Eukaryota, Viridiplantae, Streptophyta, Magnoliopsida, Poales, Poaceae.
UCCCGUUUUGAAUUUUUUCCUCUCCAUUUUUUUUCUUUUUUUUGCUCGUCUCUUCCUCAUCCUCUCACCGCCGCCGCCGCCGCGAGCGAUUUCUGGCUGUGCCGCCGGGAUGCAGAGGAGGUGGCAGGUGUGGGGGAAGCCCGACGGGAGCCUCGUCUGGGUACCCGCCUCCGACGGGCCGCCGCCACCGGCGGCGGCGGCCAGUGAGGCGCCGCUUCCUCGUCCCGAUCCGCAGCCGGCUGCGACGGAGCUGGGAGAGGCGCGAUCCGGCGAUGCGAUUCCCGAAGGCCCCGGCGCCGCCGAUGGAUGCAGCGUCCCGUCGAUGGCUGACCUCUUCAACCAAGCUUUGGAUAAGCUGGUUGCUGCUGAUGGAAUGGCCGAAGCGAUCGAGGAUUCAGGGAAAGGUGCGGUGUUCUGCACUGGGUUGGGGGGAUCAGUUGCCGUCAGCGAGAGGGCUGUAGAGAGGGCCAAGGCAUUGGUUGGGGAGGUCGCGGAGGAGAUAAGUAAUGAGAGAAGGCAACCAUUUGGUGAUGGUUCUAAUUUGGAGUGCGGAUUGGGAGAAAGUAAUGUUUCAUUUAAAGGUGGUGUACAUAAAGAUAGUUUGUCUCCGAUGUUCCAAACCGGAUCGGGUAAAAUGGUUUCACUGAGCAAGGGCUCAAUUCAGAAGGCUAGAGCUGUUUUAGAAGGAAAUGCCGAGAAUUCUUCUGUCAUUGCUGUACAGUCUAUGUUCCAUACUGGAUUGGUUAGGCCAGACCCAGUCAGCAGGAGCUCCACUGAUAAUGCAAUGACUGUUUUGGAGGGACAAACAAAUCCAAAACAAGGAGAUGUGGCAGAUGUGUAUGACAAGGAAAAUUUUCCAUUGUUCCAAACUGGUUCAGGUAAAGCUGUAUCGGUCAGUGUAGCAUCUAUCCAGAAAGCUAAGGCUGUCCUGGAGCAAAAUAAUACAGUAGAAAACACGGAAGAUUUUGGUAGGCCUGACCAAUCUCUGAUUUUCCAAACUGGUUCGCGAAGACCAGUCUUGAUCAGUGAAAGAUCUAGCUCUGUGGUGAAGGAUGGAGGUGCUGAAAAUAUUGUGUUCCAAACGGGGUUAGGGAGGCCUGUUGUGGUGAGCCAGACCUCAAUUCAAAAGGCAAGGACAGUAUUAGAUCAAGAAUGUGCCAAAAGAAGUGGACAUGGAGAUACUAAUGUCUCCACCACUACUUUUCAAACUGAAACACCAACGUCUGUUCUGAUGAGUGGUGGCCUGACUAUGAAUGAUAGAUCUGUUACACCUGAGGGGGGUGUUUCAAUGCAAGGAAAUUUUUUGGAGGCUGAUGGUCACUUGCCAUUAUUUCAAACUGGGUUAGGGAGGUCCAUUUCAGUAAGUAAAGGCUCAAUUAAGAGAGCAAGUGCACUUCUGGAGCCAAGGAACAUUACAAAAGAACUGGAAGAUGAAGCUCACUCAGAUGAUGGCUGUGCCACUCCAAUGUUCAAAACUGGAUCAGGAAGGUCUAUCACAGCAAGUGAAAAUUCUAGAAAGAAAGCCCACGUUGUCUUAGAGGGCGAGGAACCAGUAAAAAAUGUAAAUAAUGACACUGGAGAAGCCAUUGCUCCAAUGCUCCAUGCUGGAAUGCAGAAGUUUGCACCCCAAAAUAGAAACUCAAGUCAUAAGGCGAUCACCCUCAUGGAGCAAGGGAGCUCUAUGAAAGAAGAAUACAUAGACCGUGGAAACGAACCACCAAUGUUUCGAACUGGAUCUGGGAAGUCAGUCUUGAUUAGUCACAGCUCCGUGCAGAAGGCAAGGGCGGUUCUGGAGGAAGAAGGCAAUAUGAAGAAAGAAAAUCACAAACAACUUAGCAAUGUGGACAAAUAUAUUCCGAUCUUUACUUCACCUCUCAAGACAAGCUAUGCAAGGACUGUACAUAUAUCUUCAGUUGGUGUUUCUCGAGCUGCAACUUUGUUGGGUUUGGAGGAGAAUACCCUUUCAACACAACUUUUAGGACAUGUGGGUGAUAAGCUAGGUACAAAGAUAACUGUUGAGAGGGAAAAUUCAGAGCACCAGUUUGGUGUAGCAUCAGUCAGUGGAAUUUCUGGUGGCUGCCCUAUAAGCUCUGGCCCAGCUGAAAACCAAGUACUUAUGGAUCCACAUCAGCAUUUUGCAUUUUCUAAAACAACGUUCUCUGAUUCUAGUGAGCAAGCUAUCAGGUUCAGCACUGCUGGCGGCAGAACAAUGGCUAUUUCUAGUGAUGCACUUCAGCGUGCGAAAAAUCUUCUGGGUGAAUCGGAUUUAGAGGUUUCACCAAAUAAUUUAUUAGGCCACUCUUCAGCAUCUGCUUGUAAAGAGAAUAUACAAAAUUCAACUGGUCUGCGAAAAGAAGGUGAACCUGAUUUAUUGAAAAGUAGGGGGAACAGCAAAACUGAGCCAGCACAAUUUUCCAUUCCAGCAAAACCUGAUAGGAAGCACACAGAUUCCUUGGAAUAUGCUGUACCUGAUGCCACUUUGGCUAACGGAAACUCCGUCAGGCUUCAUGCGGCAAGAGAUUUUCAUCCUAUCAAUGAAAUUCCAAAGAUAUCCAAGCCUUCUUCCAGAUGUUCAUUUGGAACUGAAAAUGCAAGUGACACUAAAGAUAAGGCUCGAAGACUCCAAAUGCCAUCUGGACCAUUGAUUGACAUCACUAAUUACAUCGAUACACAUUCUGUUAAUACUGACUACCUGGCCGGUGAGAAGAGAAGAUUUGGGGGAAGAAACUCCAUAUCUCCCUUUAAACGUCCUCGUUCUUCCAGGUUCAUCGCACCUAUCAACAUCAAUAAUCCAUCCCCUUCUGGAGUAUCCAAACUACCUAUUCAGAUUAAUCCCUGUCGAACAAAGCUAUCUUCAUGCUAUCCUUUUCAACAUCAAAGAAAAUCGUGUGAAGAGUAUUUUGGUGGUCCCCCAUGCUUCAAAUAUUUGACAGAAGAUGUAACAGAUGAAGUGAAGCUCAUGGAUGCAAAAAAGGCUGAGAAGUACAAGUUUAAAACAGAUACUGGUGCAGAAGAAUUUCAGAAGAUGCUUCUUGCCUGUGGUGCUUCAUUGACAUACACAACUAAAGAAUGGGUCAGCAACCACUACAAAUGGAUUGUUUGGAAGCUUGCUUCAUUGGAGAGAUGCUAUCCAACUAGAGCUGCUGGCAAAUUCUUAAAAGUUGGUAAUGUUUUGGAAGAGCUGAAGUACAGGUAUGACAGAGAAGUGAACAAUGGCCACCGCUCAGCCAUAAAGAAAAUUUUGGAAGGGAAUGCUUCACCAUCUUUGAUGAUGGUGCUGUGCAUUUCUGCUAUUUACUCUUGUCCUGACCUAAACAACAGUAAGCCAGAGGAUGAUAGGGCACAUACAGACGACGACAACAGUGAGAAUAAAAGCUUGAGACCUGCUAAAAGGAACAUGUCUACAAAGAUUGAACUAACUGAUGGAUGGUAUUCUCUAGAUGCGUCAUUAGAUCUGGCACUUUUGGAGCAACUAGAGAAAAGAAAACUUUUUAUAGGACAGAAGCUUCGGAUAUGGGGAGCUUCACUAUGUGGGUGGGCUGGGCCUGUGUCAUUUCAUGAGGCAUCGGGUACCGUCAAAUUAAUGAUCCACAUAAAUGGCACCUAUCGUGCAAGAUGGGAUGAGACUUUGGGGUUAUGCAAGCAUGCUGGAGUCCCACUGGCAUUCAAGUGCAUAAAAGCUUCAGGUGGCAGAGUUCCUAGGACACUGGUUGGAGUUACAAGGAUUUAUCCUGUUAUGUACAGGGAGAGGUUUUCUGACGGUCGUUUUGUGGUGAGGUCUGAAAGGAUGGAAAGAAAAGCACUACAGCUGUAUCACCAGAGAGUGUCUAAGAUUGCAGAAGACAUUCAGUCAGAACAUGGAGAACACUGCGACAACACUGAUGAUAACGAUGAAGGGGCAAAAAUAUGCAAAAUGCUAGAGAGGGCAGCUGAGCCUGAAAUUCUUAUGUCCAGCAUGAGUUCAGAGCAGCUGCUGUCUUUCUCAUAUUAUCAAGAAAAGCAAAAGAUUGUCAGGCAAAAUGAAGUAGCUAAGAAGGUUGAAAAUGCUCUUAAAGUUGCUGGGCUUAGUUCAAGAGAUGUUACACCAUUUUUGAAAGUGAGGGUGACGGGCCUUAUCAGCAAACACUCCGCCACAAAAUCUGGCUGCAGGGAAGGGUUAAUAACAAUUUGGAACCCUACCGAGAAGCAAAAAUCCGACCUGGUGGAGGGACAAAUUUAUUCUGUCACAGGACUGUUGGCUUCAAGCUACUUUACAGAAGUAUCCUACUUGAGUGGUAGAGGAUCAUCUACAGCAUGGACGCCUUUAGCAACCGCACAGACUACAAAUUUUGAACCAUUUUUCACCCCUCGUAAAGCAGUUGAAUUGUCACAUUUUGGUGAAGUGCCACUUACAAGCGAAUUUGACAUUGCAGGUGUUAUUUUGUAUGUUGGGAAUGUUUAUUUAUUGAACAACCAGAAUAGGCAGUGGCUCUUUUUGACAGAUGGAUCUAAAUUUAUCUCUGGAGAAAAGUAUGAAGAGCAAGAUGACUGUCUUCUGGCAGUUAGCUUUUCUUCCAAAACCACUGGCGAGGAUUCUGCAUUCUUCAAUUAUGCCCUUUCUGGACAUAUAGUUGGUUUUAGUAAUCUGGUCAAGCGAGAUAAAGACCAGAUGAGGCACGUGUGGGUAGCUGAGGCGACAGAGAGCUCCACCUAUAGUCUCUCCCACGAGAUACCUAAAAAAUCACAUCUCAAAGAGGCUGCCACUUCUGCUGAAAAAUGGGCUUCAAAUUCUCAUCCUAUGAUUCAGCAUCUGAAGGAAAGAGUUCUGCAAAUAGUUGGUGACAGUGGUGGCUGAAGUACUCUGAAUGGUGCUGCUCGUAGAACAGUUUUGUUUCAGGACUCGACCAGAAUGAAGCCUAUGGCAGUGGAUGCUCGUUGUCGACUAGACAACUGACAGUCUUGAUAAAUGCUGCAUGGCAUACGAAUGAUGGAUGGAUACGACGGACGUGAUUGGCACGUGGAGGGACAGAUCAGCGGAUUUGGACACGAGAUAUCCUGCUGGCGAGGAAAUGGUUAGACUCCCACCACGACAUCAUCCUGCUGGCGUUUGAGCGUCCCAAGUUUCAACAUGGAGCGUCAUGCUGCCCUCCCAAUCCCAUUGAACACGCACAUCUGCUCGUCGUUCGCUAUGAGCCUAUGAAUUAUAGAUUACGAGCAUCUGGUGUCUGCUGCCUAUCCUGACUUGUAAUUAUCCGGUGUAUAAAGUUGUGUAUGGAGGCUUAGUUUGAUCAUUUUGAUAUUUCUACAGCCAUUUUACAUGCGUUUAGGGAAAAAAAAUAGUAAUACGUGCUAUAGCUAAGUUAUUGAUACUCAAUUCUCAAAUUGGAGAACAGCCCUGACGCAAUUAUAUGGUUGUAUUUCUCACUCCAAUAUCCAAUUGGGGAAAAUGUCUGUUGUUUAAAUUUCUAUGAUAUUUUAGACUUCCCAGAUA